Messenger RNA from Penicillium samsonianum, 615 nucleotides. RefSeq lists its product as uncharacterized. The record is from RefSeq and is a predicted model, not a curated record. Gene Ontology annotation, molecular function: protein binding. The transcript has a single exon. Lineage: Eukaryota; Fungi; Ascomycota; Eurotiomycetes; Eurotiales; Aspergillaceae. The coding region runs from base 1 to 615 and encodes 204 amino acids.
AUGGAAAUGAAUGGCAAUAGGACCCAAAAUGACCCUGAGCGAAGAAUCACAGACUUGGCGGCGCUUCCCCCUGAACUGCACCUCCUCAUAGCCAACUUCCUUCCCUUCCCCUUCAACAUACACCUCAAAUUAACCUGCUCCUACUUUAACUCGCUCAUACCACCGCUCACCCACGACGAGCUCCUCCUCGCAGAACGGACCGACCAUGCCGUAGCCCAUGACCUCUACGUAUGUUGCUACUGUCUGCGUCUCCGACCGGCGUAUCAAUUCGCACAGCGUAUGCUCCAGCGAAGACGGAGUAAAGGCGCCCGGGACGCGAGGAAGCGGUUUUGCGUCGAUUGUGGGCUCAUGCAGCGUGGUGAAGCUGAGGAGGCGAGGUAUGGGCCUGGGGCGCAGAUUGUCGUGCAGGGGGUUUCGUACGUGCUGUGUAUUGUGUGUAAGAGAUUUGAGGUCAGGGCGAGUGAAUCCGAUGGGCGGUAUCCUUCGUUGUGUAGGAACUGCUUUGAGCGGAGUGCGGUAGAAAGGACAAAAAUGACACGGCAGGAAACAGAGAGGAGACGACAAGCAGAAGAGCGCAACCAACAGAUCUCUUUCACAGAACUUUUACAGCACUGA